AUGGCGCGCGGGAGCGAGCCCCCGGACGGGGGCUGGGGCUGGAUGGUGGUGCUCUCCGCGUUCUUCCAGUCCGCGCUGGUGUUCGGGGUGCUGCGCUCCUUCAGCGUCUUCUUCGUGGAGUUCGUGGCAGUGUUCGGCGAGCCGGCGGCGCGCGUCUCCUGGAUCGCCUCCAUCGGCAUCGCGGUGCAGCAGUUCGGGAGCCCCGUGGGCAGUGUCCUGAGCACCAAGUUCGGGCCGAGGCCAGUGGUGAUGGCUGGGGGCGUCCUGGCAGCGCUGGGGAUGCUGCUGGCCUCUUUCGCCACCUCCUUGACCCACCUGUACCUGAGUAUCGGGCUGCUCUCAGGUUCUGGGUGGGCCUUGACCUUCACGCCAACACUUGCCUGCCUGUCCCGUUACUUCUCUCGCCUGCGAUCCCUGGCCAUGGGGUUGGCGCUGACCGGCGUGGGCCUCUCCUCCUUUGCCUUCGCCCCACUCUUCCAAUGGCUGCUCAGCCACUAUGCCUGGCGGGGCACCCUGCUGCUGGUGUCGGCCAUCUCCCUCCAUCUGGUGGCCUGUGGGGCCCUCCUCCGCCCACUCUCCCUGACGGAGGACCCUGCUGCGGGUGGCCCUGGGGCCCAGCUCGCCUCCCUCCUCCAUCACGGUCCCUUCCUCCGUUACACUGUCGCCCUCACCCUGAUCAACACUGGCUACUUCAUCCCCUAUGUGCACCUGGUGGCCCACCUCCGGGACCUGGAUUGGGAUCCCCUGCCUGCUGCCUUCCUCCUCUCGGUGAUUGCUGUCUCUGACCUCGUGGGGCGUGUGGUUUCUGGGUGGCUAGGGGAUGUAGUCCCGGGGCCUGUGGCACGACUCCUGGUGCUCUGGACCACCCUGACUGGGGUGUCGCUGGCCCUGUUCCCUGUGGCUCAGGCUCCCACAGCCCUGGUGGCUCUGGCCGUGGCCUAUGGCUUUACAUCAGGGGCCCUGACCCCCGUGGCCUUCUCCAUGCUGCCUGAGCUGGUGGGGACUGGAAGGAUAUACUGUGGCCUGGGACUGGUGCAGAUGGUGGAGAGCAUCGGGGGACUGUUGGGGGCUCCUCUGUCAGGCUACCUCCGGGAUGUGACAGGCAACUACACGGCUUCCUUCGUGGUGGCCGGGGCCUUCCUUCUCGCAGGGAGUGGCGUUCUCAUCACACUCCCCCACUUCUUCUGCGUCUCGGCUCCUACCCCCAAGCCCCAGGACCUCGUCACAGAGGCACUGGAUCCCCAAGGGCUGGGAGAGGACUGA
Molecule: messenger RNA, 1263 nt
Organism: Pipistrellus nathusii (Nathusius's pipistrelle)
Lineage: Eukaryota; Metazoa; Chordata; Mammalia; Chiroptera; Vespertilionidae
Source: the annotation of a GenBank genome assembly